Messenger RNA from Aureobasidium subglaciale EXF-2481, 1233 nucleotides. RefSeq lists its product as uncharacterized. Gene Ontology annotation, biological process: magnesium ion transport. The coding region runs from base 1 to 1233 and encodes 410 amino acids. The record is from RefSeq and is a predicted model, not a curated record. The transcript is spliced from 7 exons. Gene Ontology annotation, molecular function: magnesium ion transmembrane transporter activity. Lineage: Eukaryota; Fungi; Ascomycota; Dothideomycetes; Dothideales; Saccotheciaceae. Gene Ontology annotation, cellular component: membrane.
AUGGUCGAAGACAAAUAUAUCGGAUUGGCGUUAGCCGUCGCCUCAACACUUGCGAUAGGAACGAGUUUUGUCAUCACGAAAAAGGGCUUGAUGCAAGCGAGUCAACAACAUGGCUUUGAGGGAGAAGGCUUCGCAUAUCUCAAGAGUCCCGUGUGGUGGUCAGGCAUCAUCACAAUGGUUAUCGGCGAAGUAGCCAACUUUGCAGCAUACGCCUUCGCGCCACCGAUUCUCGUUACGCCGUUAGGGGCGCUCAGUGUAUUGAUUGGAGCGGUACUUGGAUCGUAUUUCCUAGGCGAGAACCUGGGCACGUUGGGAAAGCUGGGAUGCGCCAUCUGUCUGAUCGGAUCUGUCGUCAUUGUGCUACACGCUCCGCCGGAUAAAGAGGUGCAGACGAUUGACGAGAUUCUCAACUACGCUGUCCAGCCUGGCUUCCUUUUCUACGUACUCCUGGUCAUCAUCUUCUCGACCGUCAUGAUCUACCGCAUCUGCCCGCGUUAUGGACGCAAGAACCCGCUGAUCUACAUUUCCAUCUGCAGCACCGUCGGCUCCGUGUCCAUCAUGGCCGUCAAGGGUGUCGGUAUUGCCGUCAAGCUGACCUUGGCCGGCUCCAACCAAUUCACCCAUCCCAGCACAUACGUCUUCAUCCUCGUCACCGUCGUCUGCAUCAUGACGCAGAUGAACUACUUCAACAAGGCCCUGAGUCAAUUCAACACAAACAUUGUCAAUCCGCUUUACUACGUCACUUUCACCACCUGCACCCUCGUCGCAUCCUUCAUCCUCUUCCAAGGCUUCAACACCAGCGACGCUGUCAACACAAUCUCGCUCCUCUGCGGCUUCCUCACAAUCUUUGUCGGAGUCUACCUUCUCAACCUCUCGCGCGAAGACCCCGAAGGUCGUGCCCACAUGCAGCUGAACGGAAACGGCAGCCGCUUCGACCUCGACGGCAUUCCCACCGAUCCCAUGUCUGGUCCCCUGACUCGCCGUUCCAUGCAAGCCCGUCGCAGCUCCGAUGCUCAACGCCGCCGCUCCAACAGUCUCAACUUGUCUUUCGCUGGCAGAAGAUCAAAUGAUCACGACCGAGAAGCUUUGAUGCACAACUACGAUGUUGAGGCCACCAAUGGCGGUUUCAGCCUCGGUGAUCUGGCCGAGAGCGAUGACGAGGGUGCACCGCGGCAGAAUGGAAAAUCAAAGGUCUCACACGAGCGUCUCAGCUUCAACAAGACGAGCAGGUGA